UACACUGAAUGUCAUUGUGAUACAGACCUAAAAUAGUUUCAAGCCUUUUCAAAGGUGUGGCUGCUCUGUCAAAAUGUAAAAGGCAAUCAUCUGAAUGAUCCUUUGUAUUGACCAUCCAAUUUACAUUCAGAUGAUUUCAUAUCAGAGCAAAGAACAAAAACUAAAGACAUUUUAUCAUUGUUGCUAUGCAAAGGAAGUAAUUAAUUUAUCAAUAAUGUAUAUUCGUAAAGGAGCCUGGGGCACAAUUACAUAGAAAUCAGGGCUCGUUUUGCUAAACUCUGAAUUAAAUCAAUGUAAAUAUGUCUCCCUUUUAGGUUGUUAAAGCACUAGGCCUAUGCAGAUGGCUUGAGAAAAAUGUGCUUAUAUUUAAUACUGAACAAUACGUAACAAGUGUGUGGUUCCACUCAGAGACGUCUUCGCUGGUCUUGAAUAAUUUGGCUGUUCAAGGAUUAGCCAGUUGUAUAGCUCAUGGGGAGGGGUGCGGCAUUCCACUGCUGCACCUUGGUGUGUGUGUGUGAAGAAAGAGUGAGGGGGGCCUCGAAGCUAAUUGGCAGGGAGAGUGACAAAGGUGGUCUGCUUCAUAAAAGAAGCCCCAGAGAGACGUUCACACUGCAGAAGGAGGUGGGAGUGGGCAAAGAAAGCUGUGUCAGAGGGCUUUCACUAUUUCUUCUUGAAUGAAGAAUUUGGUUUAAAGUUAUUUGAAGGUUUAACUAGAAAAACGUGGAAUAAGUUAAACGGAUGACCAAGUGUAAGGAUGAGUGAAGAAAAAGUUGACUACAACUCCUAUCUUCCACUAUGGGAGACAGAUUUCAGACUCAAUGAUUUGAAUGUAGUGGCAAUGCUCCACAACUUCUGGGAGCAAAAGCAGAUUAGUCCCACCAAGAGUUCGUACACUGAAUCAGAGGGUUUAUCUGGAGAGAAUGGCAGCAGAAGCGAGCGCUUGCUGUUGUACGAGUCUGCGCCAGGGUCCUCCUGUGUCUGCUAUGUUACACUGCCUGGAGGAAGUUGCUUCGGUAACUACAAGGUGUGCAACACUCAGGCAGAGGCCCGGAGGGAUGCAGCUCGCGUUGCCUUAAUGAACUCACUGGUGAAUGAGCUGCCAUGUCGACAAAUCACCUCACAGUUCAUUACUGAAAGUUUGCAACAGGCAGCAUCUGACAGCACUAUAUCUAUUGAGGAUGCCAGAAAUUCAGACACCAGCCUAGGAACCUACAGUUUGUUGCUUCACUCGUACACUGGGAAGACUAUGCUGCAGUUCCAGGAAAUGAUGACAAUUUUCCAAUUAUUGCAUUGGAAUGGAACUCUCAAAGCACUGAGGGAAAGAAAGUUUUCUCGGCAGAGUGUGAUUUCAUAUUAUUCUCAAAGAGGCCUUGAUGAGUACAUGCGCAGUAGCAUGGCUCUGGACUGGCUCAGUCGAGAACAGAGAUCACCUGGACGGAUUGGAAACGAAUUACAUUUAGCGCAAAAAGAACUGGUUUUAGCUCGACGGAAGGGGCAGGAACUCCGCUUUUACAAAGAAAAAACAGAAAUACUAAGCUUGGCUCUAAGCCAAGCAUAUGUACAUCCUACACUCAGAGCUGAUGAAGCACCAAGUCAUAAAUACAAACAAGAAUACCUUCCUUUAUACAGGCUCUGCAGGCAGGACUCAGAAGACAAUUUAACUCUACCCUGCGACCCAACAUCAACUCUCCAUAAGAAUACAAAGCAAACAUCAGCAAGCCCUUGUCUGGACAGCUCUUUAAUAUAAUUGCACUCAAUUAAAAUAUAUUGUAUAUGUGUUACAGAACAAAUUUAAGAAUAACCAGUGGAACAGUAAAAGUUUGUUUUUUUUACCCCUCUUAUCUAAAAAUAAAAAUCCACUCAGUGUUGUCAUACAAAUUCUAUAUAGACCACUGUAAGCUAUAUUGCUCUAUGGAUAUGGCAUUGUUAUUCAUCCCAAAAUAUAUAUCAUGAAAUGGUUUCAAUAUAAAAUAGUUUGAUCAUGAA
Molecule: messenger RNA, 1986 nt
Organism: Boleophthalmus pectinirostris (great blue-spotted mudskipper)
Lineage: Eukaryota; Metazoa; Chordata; Actinopteri; Gobiiformes; Gobiidae
Product: protein limb expression 1
Exons: 6
Coding region: 755-1747 (330 amino acids)
Biological process (GO): autophagosome maturation
Cellular component (GO): cytoplasm
Source: RefSeq, a predicted model, not a curated record